This is a messenger RNA of Chara braunii, 6150 nucleotides long. NCBI's taxonomy places the organism in Eukaryota, Viridiplantae, Streptophyta, Charophyceae, Charales, Characeae. The record is from the annotation of a GenBank genome assembly.
ACAGACCAAUUUUAUCCUAGAAGGCAAUGGCCGGGAUAGGGUAAACAUCACCACUCGCCAGGCCGGCACAGAAAAAAAGCUUAUUCAAGAUACAGUAAUGGAAGAACUCGCAGGGACUAGCGAGGGCCAGCAAGAGACUGAAGCCGGGGAACAAGAGAAGGUCUAUGGGAAGCCAAGAGAGGACGAACCGGUAGACAAGGCUAUGACGGCAAAAAAGAAGUUCAGGUACCAAAUUCCGAUCCUGACUUCGCCAGAAAUCGAUGGCACCUUGAGUAAGCUACUGGGUACCAUGGUAUCGGUGUCUUUUCAGACCAUGCUGCAAGCCAGCCUGAGGCUGCUUAAAGGACUCAGGCAGUUGCUAACACGUAAGCACGUAAAGGUAGAGGAGGCCCCAGAACUGCAAGAGCAGGACACGGAAGAGGCCGAGGCGCCGCAAGGAGUCUCCAACCUCCAAAGCAUUCUAGGGGGCCUGGGAAAUUUGGAGAAAGCCUUUGCGGACAUCCGCCUAAGCCUACCGGAUCGUGAAGGUGGCGAAGUCAUGAGGGCGCCACCUGGGACAAAGCUUAGCUUUCAUGCAUUACCAGUUGGGAAACUUAAAGUUCAAAUCGGAACUCACCACACUGAUGCAUUAGUGGACGGCGGAGCAGAAAUCACCCUCAUACAACGGGAUUUCGCAACGGUCACGGGGUGCACGGUAAACAAGGAAGUAGCAGGGAGUAUCCGGGGAGCCGAUGGCAAAAUUCCUUUCACAGGGUAUGUCACCAAAUGAAUGCAUCUGCACGACGACACAUACAUGGUAGACAUAGAGGACCCAGUGACCGGCCACGGGGAACUCCUCCGACUUCUUGGGACCGGAGGGGACCCUCCGAAGGGCAAAUUGGCAACCUGGUCUCCAACAUUCGAAGAAAGUGCGCGGAAGGAGGCAUUCGCACGAAUGGAAGGCAUGAGGGAAAUGGUAGAAAUUAUGAUCGAGGAGGCUUUUAGUAAAAAGGAAUGGAUCAAGAUGGAUCUGCCCGUAAAGAAGUGGAGGCCAGAGGACGAGCCCCUGGGGGUUAUGGUGGCGGAAAAGGAGCUGGAAGUUGAACUUGGGGCUAGCCUACCCAAACCAAAGGAAAGCCGUAACGAGACCCCCGAGCUAGCGCUCGAAAUCCCGGACCUGUUGCAACUUGUGAAGGCAAUCAGGUACCACAAAGUGGGGGUGGACCCGGCACCGCUUGCCAAGUUUGAGGAUAAGGUUCGAAAAGGCUACUGCCUGAAUGAGAAGAUAGUUAGCAUUCAGCCUCGUAUGAUGGAAAUAGCAAGGAAGCCCAAUGAGACGCUCAGGUGGAUCCAGGACCUGCAGAAACUCAAUGCGGUAACAAUUAGGGACGCAGGCUCGCUUCGACAGGCCGACUUGUUGGCAGAAUCUCAUGCGGGGCGGAAUAUUUACUCCCUGGUAGAUUUGUACUCAGGAUAUGAUCAGUUGUCGCUUGAUGCGAGGGAUAGACCGUACACCGUAAUGCACACCCCCGUAGGGCAGCUGCAGAUGCAAGUGACCCCUAUGGGUUUUACAAAUGCGGUAGCAGAGGCGCAGAGAAGGAUGCUCGUCGUCGCAGGGGAUAUGUUUCCGGGACAGUGUGAACCGUGUAUAGAUGAUAAUCUCGUAAAAGGCGCAAGGUACAAGGACGAGACGGAGGCCGAGCCGGCCGUACGAAAGUUUGUUUGGGACCACCUGCAGGAUAUUAAGGACCUACUCCAGCGAUUCCUUGUUUACAAUAUUACUGCAAGCGGACCCAAGAGCAUCCUGGCCGUCCCAGAAGUAACCAUACUGGGAUUUCGUUGUGGAGCUUAUGGGAGGAUACCCGACCCAGCAAAGACGGAUAAGAUCUCCCAGUGGGCCGACACCCCUGCGCACCACGACGGAAAUGGGGGACCGCUGGCAGUUGGAGGAGUAUUGAUACAGAGAAGCGAGGAGGGCAAGGAAAGGCCAAUCAGAUUUGAAAGUAGGACCCUGAAUUCGGCAAAACGGCGGUACUCACAGUUCAAGAAAGAGGUCUUAGCGAUUCUGCAUUGUCUUAAGACCUUCCAAGCAUACCUGUUCGGAAGGCGAUUUAUCCUAAGGAUCGAUCCCACCAACGUUGCCGGGGCCCUAAAGAACUAUAAGCCUAUAGAUCUGACCGUUGGCAGAUGGAUAGGCUUCAUAUGGCAAUUCAACUAUACGGUCGAGCGAAUUGCAGGACUUCGAAAUAGGGCAGAUGGGCUGAGCAGGGUAUGUAUCACACCAGAAGGAGUAGAGGACGCGGAACCAAUUGACGCCUUCCUGGAAUACGAACGAGGGACCCUUGUUGUGGAUAAUGAGAUGGCAGAUCCAGUAACUACGACAGGUCAGUUGCUGAUUCAGACCUUGGAAAAGGGCGCACCUGCAGUGGUUGCAGAACUCAGGGAAGGACCAGUCACCACGGUCAGGCGUAAAGAGGAGAAGGACUUGUGGGGAGCAGAAGUAGGGGCUAGAGAAGAGCUGAUGGCGAUGGCCGUGGAAGGGGGCUGGGACGCCGUGAUGACAUUGGUCGAAACCUGGGCACAGAAGGAGUUUCAGUACCUAGUCAAUCUCACUCGGGAGGAGCGGGAGGAUGGGUGGAGGGAGUUCGGAGUUCGGCUGGCAUCAGGAGAAGACCCGUUGAGCAUGUUUGAAAGGGCAUGGCAGUUAUUAUGGCGAGCGGGGUUUGAGUUCGGAGAUCCGGGGGUUGACGAUGUAACAGCGGAUCUUAGGGUAGCCAUGGUCGGGAGUUUCGAAUUGCCUAGUGAAAAUGUACGAAUGAGGCUGCCGCCCUUCCUGCUGGAACGACUGGGCGGUCUGAGACUUAUUAGACAAGCAGUAGCCGACCUCGCAAGCUUGACAUAUGAAGAUGCGAUGGUACAUCGAGAAUACUAUCGAGUCUUCCUAGAAAUGGGCCCGUUCAGUGGAGAGCAAAAGUACGAGGUGUUGCGCAUCCUGCGUGUUGUGUUUAGCACCAGGCCGAGGGCUUCGGUCGUGGGAAGUGAGGUUCUGUGGGGUGUCAUCCGACGGGAAAUAAGUCGAGGGAUGGGGCUAGGUAAAGAAAUGGCGACUGAGGAAGGAAUCGAUGACCAGCAGAGCGGAGGGAAUCAGGGCACGAAUGGGGAUGGGGAACGAAACGAGGGAUCAACAAGGGAUCGAAAGUCAGCCAAACUGGAAGGAACCCGAGAAGACGGAAAGGACGCCUCAAUUGGAGAAAGCUUGGGGAAAGCUGGGGGUAGCAAAAGGGGACCUCAGAAAAACAGGGAAGGGGGAAACGAUAUGAGAACAACCCCUCGAAACUCAGCAGGAGCCACCACUAAAAAGACAAAAGUCUCGGAGGGCAGUCGUAAAUUGGCAGAGAUAGAAAAGCAGACUGCGGAAUUUAAGGCAAGGCUUAUCGAGCAGAUGAUGACCGAGGAUGAAGAGGAACCCCAGGGCGCAGGGUCACGUGAGGGACGCAGGACCGGUCAGGACGAGGCUAGGUAUGAGGGGAAGAAUAAUAGCCACAAAGAAACGCCUAGUAAGAAGGGGAAGGACAAGAACGACCCCCCGACAGAGGAGACGGAAAACGCUAUGMCCCCMCCCGCCAUCGAUAGCGGCACUAGCAGACUGCCCGCCACGCCGAAAGUAACAGGGGCGUGUGACGGACUCUGGAACCUUAGGAAAAAAGUGCUAGGAUGGUUCGACCCAGAAGGAACACCGAAAACCAGGGAGAAGCAGAGGGAAAGCAACGAAGGGGAAGGGACCAGUGCGGCCAGAGAAGCAGGUGGCUCCGAAGAUGGUCUCAAGAGGGUAAUCGUCACCCUCACCAGGACACUAAACAAGAACCAGGGGUAUCUUGCAGAUGCAAAGAAGAAACUUACGUUCGAUGGGGCCAACAUUACGGAAUUUCCAAUUGACUAUGAGAACCUAGCAGCCUUACUGAAAUGGACGGAAGAGGAAAAGAUGGAGCACCUAGGGCAGCACUUGUCGCUAAGCUUGGGAAGGGACAUUAUGGCCAUCGUCGCCUCCAGUGGAUCCUGGAAAGAAACCAGGAAUGAGAUGAUGAGGAAAUACCUGAAGGCAGAGAAAAUGGCGACAGAGGCCGAAUUAUACUUGUACUCAGGAUAUGAUCGGCUGCCGCUCGAUGCGAGGGAUAGACCGUACACCGCAAUGCACACCCCCGUAGGGCAGCUGCAGAUGCAAGUGACCCCUAUGGGCUUUACAAAUGUGGUAGCAGAGGCGCAAAAAAGGAUGCUCGCCGUCGCAGGGGAUAUGUUUCCGAAAAAGUGUGAACCGUAUAUAGAUGAUAAUCCCRUAAAAGGCGCAAGGUACAAGGACGAGACGGAGGUUGAGCCGGGCGUACGAAAGUUUGUUUGGGACCACCUGCAAGAUAUUAAGGACCUACUCCAGCGCUUCCUUGCUUACAAUAUUACUGCAAGUGGUCCCAAGAGCAUCCUGGCCGUCCCGGAAGUAACCAUAUUGGGAUUUCGCUGUGGAGCUUAUGGGAGGAGACCCGAGCCAGCAAAGACGGAUAAGAUCUCCCAGUGGCCGACACCCCUACGCACCACGACGAAAGUACGAGCCUUUCUAGGGGUGGUUGCGUUCUGGAGGAUCUUCAUCAAAGGAUUCGCAAAGAUAGCAGAGCCUAUCCGCUCAAUUAUUAGGGAAGGCGACACUAUGAAUUGGACCGAGGAUAGGGAAGCGGCAGCCCCGACCCUGAAAGACAUCCUGUCAUCUGAUCAGGUCACUCUAGCAACACCCUGUUUCAAUAACAAGGAAGGACGACCUUUCAUCUUAGAAACAGACGGGGGACCGCUGACAGUUGGAGGAGUAUUGAUACAGAGAAGCGAGGAGGGCAAGGAAAGGCCAAUCAGAUUUGAAAGUAGGACCCUGAAUUCGGCAAAACGGCGGUACUCACAGUUCAAGAAGGAGGUCUUAGCGAUUCUGCAUGGUCUUAAGACCUUCCAGGCAUACCUGUUCGGAAGACGAUUUAUCCUAAGGAUCGAUCCCACCAACGUUGCCGGGGCCCUGAAGAACUACAAGCCUAUAGACCCGACCGUUGGUAGAUGGAUAGGCUUCAUAUGGCAAUUCGACUAUAAGGUCGAGCGAAUUGCAGGGCUUCGAAAUAGGGCAGAUGGGCUGAGCAGGGUAUGUAUCACACCAGAAGGGGUAGAGGACGAGGAACCAAUUGACGCCUUCCUGGAAUACGAAGGAGGGACCCUUCAUGUGGAUCAUGAGAUGGCAGAUCCAGCAACUACAACAGGUCAGUUGCUGAUUCAGACCUUGGAAAAGGGCACACCUGCAAUGGUUGCAGAACUCAGGGAAGGACCAGUCACCACGGUCAGGCGCAGAGAGGAAAAAGACUCGUGGGGAGCAGAAGUAGGGGUCAGAGAGGAACUGAUGACAAUGACCGUCGAAGGGGGACGGGACGCCGUGAUGACGUUGGCCGAAACCUGGGCACAGAAGGAGUGUCAGUACCUAGUCAACCUCACUCAGGAGGAGCAGGGUACGGAUCAGAAGGAACAAGAGUUCUUCCUCAUACAGAUGUACGAGGGCGUCUUCAAAGAAAUCGGUCGACUGCUUGUAGGGAACAAACAACCCACGGAAGUCAGUCCCGAGGCAAGGGAGGAAGUAGAAAAGUGUGUCCUAAGAAAUGACCAUCUGUUCAAGAAAGAGGAAGGGAUGACACCUAGACGCGUCAUUUGUGGGAGGUAUAGGCAGCUGGACGUAAUUCAGGCAAUGCAUGAUGGGUUAGCCGGAGGUCACCGGUCGUCUAAGAGAACACUUGCGAAGAUCGUGCCCCUCUACUUUUGGCCAGGGAUGGCAAGCAUGGUCGCAACGUAUUGUCAAACGUGUCUGAUAUGUCAAGAAAGGAGCGUCGUACGAGUUUACGAGCCCCUUAGACCCACCCUGGUGCUGGGACCCGGACACCUUGUUCACCUCGACCUUGCCGUUAUGCCCGUAUCAACGGAUGGGUUUAGAUACAUCUUGGAUGCAAGGGAUAAUCUCAGUGGCUAUGUAGAAGUCGUAACCCUCAAGAAGAAGACAGGGAAAGCAGUGGCCGACUGGGUGGAAGAUUUCUACCUAAGGCGCCCCUUCGUGCGCAGGUUUAUAGGGGACAAUGGGACAUAAUUCGUUAACCAGGAAGUGUU